UUAGCCUGAGUUAAAAUAAAAAAUAAAGCCGCGCCCCAAUUCUCAGAGCGAAGAAAAAGGGAGCGCUUUGGGUUUUCUCCAGGGGUUUUCGCCGAGGACGCGAACCCAAUUCCACACAACCUCGGAUCGGUCCCCGAACCCCUUCCCCAAACCCUCCCUCCCCGCAGUUCUAAUCCCCCUUUACCUCCCAGAAAAAUCCCUCCUUUCCCGUCAUCUCGCUCUCUCGUGCGUCCUCGCCGGUCCAUCUUUCAGCCGGAACCGAUCCCCUUCCGGCCGCCGCCGAUGAGCGCCGGUUCUAGAAGAACAGAUUCCUCGAUCCCCUGAUGGUUCUUUCGCUGUUUAGGGUCUCGUGUUUUUGAGGAAUUUCUCAAUUUUCUUUCUUGGGGUCUAGUUCUUUAGCAUGGGCGACCUGCAGGCCUGGGUUCCGCAGCCGAAUGGCGCGGCCGGGGACGGCAACCCCCAGCCGCCCACGGUGCAGCCGUCGAACCCCCACCCGUCGGCGAUCAGGGCCGAGAGCUGGCGGCGGGCCGAGCAGGCCACCCAGGAGGUGAUACAGUGCAUCCAGCCCACGGUGGUCUCCGAGCAGCGGAGGAGGGCCGUGGUGGAGUAUGUCCAGAAGCUGAUCAGAGGGUAUCUGGCCAUCGAGAUUUUUCCAUUUGGAUCAGUUCCACUGAAGACAUAUCUUCCUGAUGGAGACAUUGACCUGACUGCUGCUGGCAUUCCUGAAGAUGCUUUGGCCAGCGAAGUGCAUUCUGUUCUUGAAGUUGAAGAACAAAAUAAGGAUGCUGAAUUUGAAGUGAAGGAUGUGCAGUACAUUCAUGCAGAGGUCAAACUUGUGAAAUGCAUUGUUCAGAAUAUUGUAGUAGAUAUCUCAUUCAAUCAGAUAGGCGGACUCUGCACACUUUGCUUUCUUGAGCAGGUUGACAACCAAAUUGGAAAGGAUCAUCUCUUCAAGCGUAGUAUAAUAUUGAUCAAAGCUUGGUGUUAUUAUGAAAGCCGCAUUCUUGGUGCUCAUCAUGGUUUAAUUUCUACAUAUGCAUUGGAAACUUUAGUGUUGUGCAUCUUCCAUUUCUUCCAUAAAUCUUUGGAUGGCCCUUUAGCGGUUUUGUAUAGGUUUUUGGAUUAUUACAGCAAAUUUGACUGGGAUAACUACUGCAUCAGUUUACGUGGUCCAAUUCCUGUUUCUUCUCUUCCAGAAUUAGUAGCUGAGCCACUGGAAACUCAAAGGGGUGAUUUACUGCUUAGUGAGGAAUUUCUCAAAAACUGUGUGGAUAAGUUCUCAGUUCCUCCAAGGGGAUUAGAGAACAACUCUAGAACGUUUUCUCAGAAGCAUCUAAAUAUAGUUGAUCCACUAAAAGAGAACAACAAUCUUGGAAGGAGCGUCAGCAAAGGCAACUUUUACCGCAUUCGUAGUGCAUUUACAUAUGGUGCCCGAAAGCUUGGGAGGAUACUUCUACUACCUGCUGACAAUAUUGCAGACGAAGUCAAAAUGUUCUUCACAAACACAUUGGAGAGACAUGGAAGUGGCGUAAGGCCUGAUGUGCAAGAUGUAUCUCCCAGUCCUUCAGACAGGACAAUGAUUGAUUAUGAUGGUCUUGGCUUUAUGUCAUCAGACUUGAAGGUUGAAAAAGGCAAUGACGAUGAGUUAAUUUCAGGUUUACCAACCACUGAUUCUUAUGGAGCACUGUCUGAGAAAAAUAAUAAUAUCAAGAUUUCAGUCUUGGGGCAGGUGCAUGAAACCGGAACACAAUUAAGCAGACAUCCCUUCAAUCAGCAUCCAGAUACAAAUUGGCUGCAGAAGUGUACCAAGAUAGGAUCCAACGGUCCCUUGGAGGGCAAUGUUGUUUCAGGUAAACGUUUGGCUGGUGAUGCCAGAGAUCUUGCUACCAGCAGAGCCUCUGAUUCGAGAACUGUCAGUGGAACUCGUAAGGCUUCGCCAUCUAAUAGUGAACCAGGUUUUUCACCAUCUGGAAAGGCUUAUCAUGCGCCCCAUCUGUCCUUUCAUUCUGAAAAUGGUGUUCCAUGUGAGGUAAUUGAUUCCAUGAAUUCAAUAAAUCUUACUGCAACAAACAAAGUGUUUACAACCAGGGCUCCAGCCCCUUCUGAGGAAUUUAGACGGUCAGACUUCUAUGAGACCGAGUCAUCAAGAAGUGGUAGAAGCAAUGUAAUCUCUGCAUCUGCUGGUUCAGUUGAUGGGCCUAUGAAAUCAAGUUGGAAUACGUACUCAUCAGAAGAUUCGCAUCUUGCAUACCCCUUGACAGAAAGAAAUCAGAGAAAUGGAAAUAACAGAAGUCCAAAGUUGAAUGACUUAUCAGAUCUCACUGGGGACUAUGAUUUGCAUAAUAGGAAUCUUCUAUAUGUUCAGGAAUAUCAAGACUUUGUUAUGGUCACGCCUUUUAUUCCAAUUCAACAACUGUCCCCUUCCCAGUAUCGUAACAAAAACUCAUGGAAUUCGUUUCCUCGGCGGAGUAUGUAUACACAUAUGGGUGCAAAUGGGGCGGUCCCUGGGCCACCAUUUUCUCCUCCUGGUUGUUACCUGAUCAAUUCACCUAUGAUAUCUACUGCUUAUGGCAUGGAAGAUCUCCCAAAACCAAGGGGAACAGGGACAUACUUUCCCAACACGAGUUUGCGUUCGUACAGGGAAAGACAAUCAACAAAAGGAAGGAAUGCAGCACAUGCAAAUCACCAGCCAAGAUUCCGUAACAAUGGGAAGGUGGAAACAUCCACAGGCAUGAGCUUAUCAGAGGAGGGCAGUCAUGAACCAUCAUCACAAGCGCAGGUUACCAUCUUUAGUAGAAAUGGACGUGGGAAGCCAGCUACCCUGGAUAUAUCCCAGUCUUCACGCCCUGCCUUGAAAGGUAGUUCCUGUGCCAAUGGCUUUGUAUAUCCAUCAGAAGGAAAACUUGCAUUUGGAUCCUUUGGUCCUGUUCCAGUAGAAGUGUCCUUACUGGAACGAGGCAGCAGAGUGGAAUCUUUCAGUACUCAGGGUCAGGGAUAUGGACCAGCAAUCCCUGUAUCAACAGAGAAGAAACCUGGAAUGAGUGUAAGGCGUGAAAGGCCAACUCAAUCAUAUCAGCUAAAAGAUGAGGUCGACUUUCCCCCUCUAACCAGCUAAGCUGAGUGCAGUGGAGUGUGUUUAUUCCAUACAUACAGGAGAUAGAAUUUCGUAGGAAGAAGUGAAACUAGGAAAUGCUAACCAGUUGGAUCGUACCUGCUCGAGCAGCAUUGCGGAGGUGUACAAAGGAGUAUUUUCUCUGAUUGUUGUGAUGAAUUAGCAUUUUGUACAUUGUAAUAACUUUUCUGUUUUCCUAACCCUUAACCUCAUCGGCUCGGUGGGUAUAAACAGGUUGCCCAAUUUUUACCCCUUUCCAGCCCGUUUUCCUCCGCUGCAGGUGGUGAAAGCACAUGUUUGUUAUCAGUUUGUUACAAUAGAUAUUCUUCCUGAGGGAAUCAGAGUGAUGCGUUCCUAUCAUACCUUUUAUUAUGGCAGAUUUCGUUCUGGUUGUAAUUUUGAGAUCAGUUGCUCUCACUCA
This is a messenger RNA of Phoenix dactylifera (date palm), 3533 nucleotides long. RefSeq lists its product as uncharacterized. The record is from RefSeq and is a predicted model, not a curated record. NCBI's taxonomy places the organism in Eukaryota, Viridiplantae, Streptophyta, Magnoliopsida, Arecales, Arecaceae.